AAUACUUGGUGGGGAUAUUGGAAAGUUCCAGGUUUUAGCUAAAUAUGCUUCAUAGAAUAAAGAGCUGCAGUUCAGUUUGUGCUUUCUUUUGAGAAACAAUGUGCAACAUAACAUGCAUUUUGAUUGGAAUUGUUUUAAUUUAUUCAUUUCCUUUACAAACACAUAGCAGUAUUUAUGAUGAUAAAAUUAAUUUACAAAUAAAAGAUAAUUUACAAAAUAUAGCAAAGAAGUAUUCAAAUGAUAUUAAAACUGUGAAAGUAUCAAAACUUAAGUAUAUAUUAAAGAAUACAACAAAUAAAUGUGCACUUGAAAAGACAUGCAAUAACAUGGAAAAUAAUGUUGAAAACAAUUCUGAUAAUUAUAAUAAUCAAAAAAUAAUAAUAAAUUUAGUUCCACCAUUAACAACAAGUAAAGAUUAUUAUACUUAUUUUAAUAGAAGGAAAAAAGAAUUAAAAAAUAAAAAUGUACAAGAAAAUAAGAAUCAACAAAAUUAUAAAUAUGAGAAACAAAACACAUCUAUAAAUCAUACAAAUCCUACAAUUGAAAGUAAUCAUUUACCUUACAUGCGCGAUCACGCGCCAAUAGACGUAACAAAGGAAACUUCACAAAAUCAAAUCGGAUAUAAUAAAAUCUACAAAAAAAAGUCUCCUACAAAUAUAUCGCAAAUUUCCCCUGAUGGAGAUAGAGUAGAAUUUCAAAUACAAGGCCAUGAAGGUCCAAAAACAUAUAUCUUUGGGUUUGAUACUGGAGUUGGAAAAAACAGACAAUACAGACUAGAGGAACGUUUUAACGACGGUACAGUAAAAGGCCAUUAUGGUUAUUAUGAUGCUAGAGGAAAAUUACGAACUGUCAAAUAUAUUGCUAAACCUACUGAAGGUUAUCAAGAAAAGCAUCAUGAAACAAUCAUUCAUGGAGUUGAACAUUGA
This is a messenger RNA of Vespula vulgaris, 926 nucleotides long. RefSeq lists its product as uncharacterized. The coding region runs from base 99 to 926 and encodes 275 amino acids. The record is from RefSeq and is a predicted model, not a curated record. The transcript is spliced from 4 exons. Lineage: Eukaryota; Metazoa; Arthropoda; Insecta; Hymenoptera; Vespidae.